AUGUUGGUAUAUAAGUGGCGACGCGUCGCGUUGUUUCAAGCAUUAGUUCCGUCAAAGAAAAUCCUUGGCCCUUGCUUCUUCCCGGCACGCACCCUUCCCAGAUUUGACUGCACGAUCUUCAUGAAUUCGAGAACCACUGGAGCUUCCACUGUUUCCUGCAAAUCGGGAAACAAGAACGACUUCUUCUUCUGGAUCUUGUUCUGCUUACUUCCAAAGUUUCUCGGAACUCCUAUCACAUACGUCAACUUUGUCUUGAUCAAGGCCAUUGAUAGGAGUCCUGUAGUAGUACACCCUUAGGAGACUUUUCAGGGGGGUUGAGCCAUAGUGAUCACUCGUUACUUUGUUGGCAAAUUGGCCUCUUAAUACUUUGAUAACAUGGUUUCCUCACAGUUAACUGGUUUGACCAAGGCUGGAACAUGUAAACCUGUUGAUGCUCAGUUACUGUUUCCUGUAAGUCCCCUGGAAGCUGUUGUGCCUGAUCAGGUUGAGUUAGAUUUUUCUGAUGUUUUCGGCCCCCCGCCAGUUCAGGCCUCAAUAGAUGUCAGUUGUGGUGAACUAGACAAUACUCUUUCUGCUGCAGUUGUGACUGCACUUGUUUAUGAUGAACCAGCUAUUGUUUACAACCGAUCACAUUCUUUGCGUGGCCCCUCUUCUUGUGUUGGUCAAUGCUUGAACCUAAGCAAACUCACUUUAAGUGAGACAGGGGAUUCUGGGCAUAUGGUAGGGUGUGUUAAGGGAGAAACUAUCAGUGAAGUUGAGGAGCAAUCUCUUGGAGAUGGUGAUGAUAAGAAGUUUGUUGAAGAUGUUAAUGGAGAUCACAUGAAGGUCCGCAGCAUAGACAUUGAGGAUUUUGAGGUUUUGAAGGUUGUUGGGCAGGGUGCAUUUGGAAAAGUAUAUCAGGUAAGGAAAAAGGGCACACCAGAAAUUUAUGCAAUGAAGGUCAUGCGGAAGGACAAGAUAAUGGAGAAGAAUCAUGCAGAGUACAUGAAAGCUGAGAGGGAUAUUUUAACAAAAGUUGAUCAUCCUUUCGUUGUCCAGCUCAAAUACUCAUUCCAAACCAAAUAUAGGUUGUACCUUGUUCUGGAUUUCAUUAAUGGGGGGCACCUUUUCUUUCAGCUUUACCACCAUGGUCUUUUCAGAGAGGACCUGGCUCGUGUCUACACUGCUGAGAUUGUUUCUGCGGUUUCACACCUUCAUGCAAAUGGCAUAAUGCACAGGGAUCUUAAACCUGAAAAUAUUCUUUUGGAUGCUGAUGGCCAUGUAAUGUUGACUGAUUUUGGCCUGGCUAAGCAAUUUGACGAAAAUACGAGAUCAAACUCAUUUUGUGGAACACUGGAAUACAUGUCACCUGAAAUAAUUGCUGGGAAGGGCCAUGAUAAGGCUGCAGACUGGUGGAGUGUUGGGAUUUUAUUAUAUGAAAUGCUUACAGGAAAGCCUCCUUUUAUUGGUGGAAAUAGGGAAAAAGUACAGCAGAAGAUUGUUAAGGAGAGGAUCAAGCUGCCCAGCUUCCUUACUGGUGAAGCACAUUCUCUGUUGAAAGGGCUGCUACAUAAAGAUGCCAGCAAGCGCCUUGGGAGUGGACCAACUGGAAGCGAGGAAAUUAAGCGACACAAGUGGUUCAAGCCAAUCAACUGGAAGAAACUAGAGGCCAGGGAAAUCCAACCCUGUUUUCGUCCUGAAGUUGCUGGGAAGCAUUGCAUCGCCAACUUUGACAAGCGAUGGACUGACAUGUCAUUGUCGUUUUCCCCAGCUUCUAGCCCAAAAACCAAUGUAAACCCUUUCACCGAUUUCACCUACAUAAGGCCUAUAACCCCUUGUCGUCAGAGUAGUGCCUUGCGUUAGUGUACCUUGGGUCCAUACUGUUUCGUGUUUGAAAGAAAGACCGUGGAAGGCGAACCGGGGCACAUUUAUGUUCUGUGCUCAGAUUAUAGAUGUCUGAUUUUACUUCAAGUCUGUCCUUCAUGGGCAUGUUAGCCCAACUUCUAUGCUACUUUAUAGUUAUGUGAAAUUAUAAUAGAGACUUAAAAGAUUGUGAACUUUACCACUUUCAAAUCA
Messenger RNA from Theobroma cacao (cacao), 2055 nucleotides. RefSeq names its product serine/threonine-protein kinase AtPK2/AtPK19-like. Gene Ontology annotation, molecular function: ATP binding; protein serine/threonine kinase activity. Lineage: Eukaryota; Viridiplantae; Streptophyta; Magnoliopsida; Malvales; Malvaceae. The record is from RefSeq and is a predicted model, not a curated record. Gene Ontology annotation, biological process: protein phosphorylation.